ACAGAGAGUAUAAACAUGGGAAGGAAGAAGAAAAAGCAAAUGAAGCCAUGGUGUUGGUACUGUAACAGAGACUUUGACGAUGAAAAGAUUCUCAUUCAGCAUCAGAAGGCCAAACAUUUCAAGUGUCACAUCUGCCAUAAAAAGCUGUACACUGGCCCUGGGCUUGCAAUCCACUGUAUGCAGGUUCAUAAGGAAACUAUCGAUGGAGUUCCUAAUGCAAUACCUGGACGCACAGAUAUAGAGCUGGAAAUAUACGGCAUGGAGGGGAUUCCAGAAAAGGACAUGGAGGAGAGAAGACGAGUCUUGGAACAGAAGACCCAAGACACUCAAAAGAAAAAACAGAAUCAGGAUGACUCUGAUGAGUGUGAUGAGGACGAUGAGCCAGGUCCCUCCUUCCAGCAACCCACUGCUGUUACGCCACAAGCGGGCUUCAUACCUCCGAUGACCCAGCCUGGCAUGCUUCCUGUCUCAGGUGCACCAGGAAUACCACCAGGCAGCUACUCAGGAAUUCCCCCGAUGAUGCCAGGUGUGCCACCCAUGAUUCCAGGGAUGCCCCCCGUACUGCCAGGAAUGCCUCCAGGGAUAAUACCAAUGGGUGGGAUCAUGCCUCCAGGUCCAGGGAUACCUCCAAUGAUACCAGGUGUACCACCAGGCAUGCCUCCUCCUGUGGCUCACCGUCCAGGUAUCACACACAUGGCUCAGGUUGCUGCUGCUUCAAACGUGCUGACUCGACCUACAGUUUCUGCUAUUUCUGCUCCCUCAGCACAGCCUGAUGUCACAAAGCCUCUUUUCCCCAUAGCUGGACAGAGCCAGCUGUCCCCUCACCCUCCCCACUCUACAUCCUCCGACCCCUCAAAGCCCACGUUCCCAGCAUACACUCAGGCCACCAUAGCCGUGUCCAGCCCCAAUGCUGGCAGCAGUACACUCUCCAAACCUCCCUCCACUGUGACCAGUAAGCCUGCCACCCUCACCACCUCCAGUGCAACCAGUAAGUUGAUCCACCCUGAUGAAGAUAUCUCACUGGAAGAGUUGAGAGCUCAGCUGCCAAGGUACCAGCGCAGUAUUCCUCGCCAAGGCCAGACAGCCACUGGCCCCCACACAGUCGGUCCAGUUGGAGGCAUGAUGGCUUCUCAGCAGUCUGGCAUGAGACAACCUUUACCUGGCCAGUACGGUGCUCCACCCCAGGGAAUGCCGGGCUUCAUACCAGGAGGGAUGCCUCCAUACGGACAGGCUCCUCCUGUUGGUCCCUCAGGGUACCAGGGAGCCCCUCCACGGCCACCCAUGGGUGUGAGGCCCCCCGUCAUGUCUCCUGGAGGACGCUUCUAAAGCCCACCUUCCUCUCUUCAAUAGGUUUGGACACUAAACACUUUACUAAUGUCCUCAGCUGCUCGUAGACAAACCAGUCUUGGUGUUGUAGAACCAAAAUGACUGUUUGCUACUGAGCUGCGAGGAAGAGACACUGAGUAAACAAGAAACAAAAGAGCUAUAAAAGCAUCACAGAGCGCAUGGGAAAUAUUUAAACUGUACCUAACAUAGACAUUGUACUGUUUUCAAACCAUCUCUGUUCUGUGGCUUCUUUCUCAUGUUUCAUUCAGGUGUGUAGAAGUGUAGUAGGUUUGGUUCGUAGUGUUGUGAAGGCGCUGGAGUUACAUGGGCAGUACCCACCGUUUAUCAAGGCAAGUUUUCUGUGAAUAUUUCUCUGUUCUUUGUUAAACAGUGAGGCCUUCACAGCACACUGUGCUGUUGGACUUUACGUCCCCAACGUUGUUUGGUGAGGGCUUCAUUUCUCUGUUAAUGCACUCCUUUCUUUUAUGUUUACAGUAAAAAUGAGAACCUAGAAAGAGUAACUAAACCCUCAGACCACUUCAGCUUCAAACCUAUUCACAUGGAUAUUAGUCGAUAAAUUUAAGCCCACAUCUAAUCAUUGGAGUACAAAGUAUUUAAAUCACAGUUUUACAGUGUCAUGUAGAGGAUGCUUUUGUCCAAAGGGACAUAAAUCUGAUAGCAAGUGCAACAUAAGCAAAGAUCUAGACAAGAAGAAACAACAGCAGAGCUUUAAGCCUGAUCGGACAUAAAUUCUGUAUAUUGUGUUGGAAAUAUGAACAAUUACUGCCCUCUUCAAUUUGGCUGACAUUACAUUAGUCUUUCAACUGAUCUGGAGGCAGGAAACACAUGUGUUUCAAGCUUUUGUUACCACAGAGCUCAACAGUGACCACCCACUUUCUUAAGUAAAUUUACUUGUUCAAAUCAGCCACGAUAUUUACUUCAUACUGCUUAUUUCAUUUGGGGGUGAAGGCACCACAUUUUGUUUGAUUUGAUGUGUGAGCUUAUGUUCCCCUUCCAAGAACUGAUAUAAAAUUUUACACCCGUGAUUUCAUAAAAUCACAUUAGAGCCUGUUAGAAAAGAUAGCAGUAUCAAAAAGCUUAGAUGUUAAUUUUCAAAAACCCGAAAAUCACAGAACUGAGUUUUUACAGACUCAAGUUUCGAUCUCUAAACCUACUUUAAAAAGGUUGAUUUCAUGGAUUUGUGUCUCCUAAUGGAGCAUGUAUGGAUGGCUGAUAAUCAGAUCCGCAAAUCAGUAUAGUCUGUAGUGGGGGAUGGUCAGUAGAGGGCGCCACAUCAAUGCCUCCCCACUCUCCUUACAGGAAAAUGAGAAUUCACUUGGAUGAAUAAAAUUUCUGGCUCAGGGCGCAAAGAUCACCGAUCAGCCUUUCAUUGGCUCUAAUUAUAACUUGCACAUAUAAAUUUGCUCCUCUUUUAAUGCAGGAGAUAGGCGCGCCGUGAUCACAGAUAUUGCCAGCAGGUGGCAGCAGAGAGACACGUCCCAUGAGUGGAGAUUCAAAACGCAAGUCAUGCAUGAUGCAGAUAAAUCAGAGCACAGGACUGGACUUCAUUUAAGAGAUACACACCCAUAGGUAUGAUAACAUGUGGUGUUGUUAAGUUUGUAAAGUAAACUGUGCUUUUUCAGUUAGCCUGUGAAUGUUUCAUGAAGCAGCCACCAGUGACAGGCUGUCCGAUGCUGCAGCUGAUGGUAGAAUGUGGUUGCAGUGUGUUUUUCUCUCCCGCCUACCACCACCAGCACACUUUAAAGCCAUUUUUAAACUCACAGGGUUGACACAUCUCAGCUGAAGCUCUGAGGUUUAGCUACUCUUCAAGUAGUUGAAGCUCUAAGUGAAAUGGUAAAUGUAUUGUUGUAAAUCUGUAUUGUAAUAAAAUGUGAUAAAAAUUUAAGACUCUUCUUUGUGGGAAAACAGACGUCAGAAGCAGGUUAGUACUCCAGUGAUGAACUACAUGCUGAUUGUUUUUGUUGUCCUGAAGAUGAAUAUUUAUCAAAUGUGCAUCUCUGCUGUUCAUGUUUAUUGAUGCUGUGUACUCAGCACAGGUAGACUAACCUGUGACUCAGUGAUUUUAUUAGACAGCUGAUGGCUCGCUGAUGGCUGGAGUGCUAAAACUCAGAUCUCUCUCUCCCUGUAGCGAUGCCCUGGUGACUGGCUGAGGCCGUGUCUCAGUGUAGCCCUGUUCAGCCUGAGGCAAGUCUCACCGUUUUCUGUCUCUCAAUCAUUACCAGGGGCCCUCACAGCGAGCACGCUGUUGGAUCUACGCGUCCCCAAACUUGCAGCAAGUUUGGUGAAGGCCCUUGUUUGUGUUGUUGCGUUUAGGCUCCAUGUCUUUGGCAUGUAAGCUCAUGUAGAGUUCAUUCUUUCUCCUCAAGAACUGGUGUGCAAUCAAACCUGUCUGCUCUGUUCUUGAGCGACGAGAGCGUCAAGAAGCUCUGCUUCAUUUGAUACCUUCAUACCUGAGGUAUAGAGCUAUCAAAUGAAACUGUGCUCCUUUAGUUUAUAUAUUUACCUGUCUAAAAGAGCAAACAUUGCUGGAGCGUCAAAUUAAAAUCGUUUGUCUGAGUCAAACAUAAAGACAACACUUUAACAGCUUUUUAUUCUGUAAUGUUUGUUUGCAGGUUUGUGAAAAACAGAUUCCUUCUCAUGUUUGUAAAAUGGCUUUAUGACUGUUUGUUUUAUCAGCUGUCCUCAUUGAUCUUUUGAGUUUAACUUCAUCUUACAUGGAGAAUCUCUGCCUGAACAGGUUAGUUACAGCUGUAAGUACCACUGCAUUCAUGUUUAUCUCUCUCCUGUGUUUGGUUUUCAUAAAUGACAACAGUAUUUACACUUCUAAGGGAUUUCACCACAACAGCAGCCAAUAUUUCACCAUAAUCUUAAAUCAUUACAAUAGAUCAUAUGAGCAGCAUCUUAGCAGCUUUGGUUGCUAAAAUCUUAAAUAUUUACUCUUGGCUCAUUGCACAAGUCGAGUAAAUACAGGCAGAGUCUUCACUGGUAAGUACUGGCUCAUAGCUUCUGUUCAAAUGCUUAUCUGAUUUAUUUUUUCCUUCUGUUCUGCAAAUUUUUGGCUAAAAUGCUCAGAAAAUGCCUAUAAAUCUGCUGAUCAACACACUUUUCCUCCUACUCCUGACUUUUUUGUGAUUUGUCUGAAAACAAUGUGGCACUGGACCAGAGUUAAAGGUUUGGAAGAGGUUAUUUUCUGUUUUUAAGUUAAGACAAACCUUCACCAUAAUCCUAAUAAUCUGUUCCUUAAAACAAGAUUAUAUUUGAGAAAUCUGCACCACAGUCUGAAUGUUUGUUUGUCCUUGAAUAAACCUUUUUCUUAAACUCU
Cheilinus undulatus (humphead wrasse) is the source of this 4669-nucleotide messenger RNA. Its product is annotated as BUB3-interacting and GLEBS motif-containing protein ZNF207-like. Gene Ontology annotation, cellular component: nucleus. The coding region runs from base 16 to 1326 and encodes 436 amino acids. The record is from RefSeq and is a predicted model, not a curated record. Lineage: Eukaryota; Metazoa; Chordata; Actinopteri; Labriformes; Labridae. The transcript is spliced from 10 exons.